AUGACUGAGUUUGACGAUUGCAGUCACGGCACAUCCAAUAUGUAUCUGCCAGGGUGCACUUAUUACGUCUCACCCUCAGAUUUCUCGACGAAAUCCUCUUUUUUGUCGCAAUCGUCGUCCUGUCAAAUGACUUUUCCUUAUUCUUCUAAUUUGCCUCAUGUCCAACCUGUGCGCGAAGUAGCAUUCAGGGAAUACGGAUUAGAGCGCAGCAAAUGGCAAUAUAGGGGCAGUUAUGCUCCUUAUUACUCAGCUGAAGAGGUGAUGCACAGAGACUUUCUGCAGCCUGCGAACAGGAGGACGGAAAUGUUAUUCAAAACGGACCCUGUCUGCGGCCACCACGGACCGUCUCCCGCUGCCUCCAACUUCUACAGCUCGGUGGGGAGGAACGGCAUCCUGCCGCAAGGAUUCGACCAGUUUUACGAGACAGCCCAUGGACCCCAAUACCAGCAGCACUCCGAGGGCGAGGGGGACGUGGACAAGGGCGACUUGAAAGCCCAGAACAGCACUUGUAGUAAAACACCUUCCAGCCAAGAGAAGAAAGUGACACCAACAAACAGCGCCGAUUCCCCUUCUGGUGAGGCUGUUGCAGAGAAGAGCAACAGUUCAGCAAUUCCCCAGCGAUCAAGGAAAAAGAGGUGUCCCUAUACUAAAUAUCAGAUAAGAGAACUGGAACGAGAGUUUUUCUUCAACGUGUACAUAAACAAAGAGAAAAGACUGCAGUUGUCUAGAAUGCUCAACCUUACUGACCGGCAAGUUAAAAUCUGGUUUCAGAAUCGACGGAUGAAAGAAAAGAAAUUGAACAGAGAUCGACUCCAGUAUUUCACUGGGAAUCCCCUGUUUUGA
Molecule: messenger RNA, 843 nt
Organism: Indicator indicator
Lineage: Eukaryota; Metazoa; Chordata; Aves; Piciformes; Indicatoridae
Gene: HOXD11
Product: homeobox D11
Exons: 2
Coding region: 1-843 (280 amino acids)
Biological process (GO): anatomical structure development; regulation of transcription by RNA polymerase II
Cellular component (GO): nucleus
Molecular function (GO): DNA-binding transcription factor activity, RNA polymerase II-specific; RNA polymerase II cis-regulatory region sequence-specific DNA binding
Source: RefSeq, a predicted model, not a curated record